Messenger RNA from Paramormyrops kingsleyae, 2976 nucleotides. The record is from RefSeq and is a predicted model, not a curated record. Lineage: Eukaryota; Metazoa; Chordata; Actinopteri; Osteoglossiformes; Mormyridae.
AUGCACGGAAGGAGAGUGUGGCGGAGGUCGCACGGGAUGCUGUACCUGGCUCUCCUGGCCUUGGUUUAUACCAUGGCCACACAUGCCCGUCCGGCCAACAUGUCAUCUCUGAAAGACAAGAACCCCAGCAGCAAAGAAGAGAAUGAGAUCCUGCCCCCAGACCACCUCAAUGGGGUAAAGAUGGAGAUGGAUGGGCACCUCAACAAAGACUUCCACCAAGAGGUCUUCCUGGGGAAGGAUAUGGAAGAGUUUGAAGAGGACUCGGAGCCCCGGAAGAACAGGAAGAAGCUAAUAGAUAUAUUCAGCAAGGUGGAUUUCAAUGGUGACCAGAGUAUCAGUGCAAAGGAGAUGCAGCGGUGGAUUAUGGAGAAGACAGAGGAGCACUUUCAGGAAGCUGUGAAGGAGAAUAAGCUCAGCUUUCGUGCGGUGGACCCAGAUGGAGAUGGACAUGUCACCUGGGACGAAUACCGGGUGAAGUUUUUGGCAAGCAAAGGUUUCAAUGAGAAGGAGGUGGCAGAGAAACUUAAGAAUAACGAGGAGUUGAAAGUGGAUGAGGAGACCCAGGAGGUUCUGGAGAGCCUCAAGGACCGCUGGUUUCAGGCCGACAAUCCCCCAGCAGACCAGCUGCUGAACGAAGAGGAGUUCCUCUCCUUCCUUCACCCAGAGCAUAGCCGGGGCAUGCUUAAGUACAUGGUCAAGGAGAUCGUUCGUGAUCUGGAUCAAGAUGGCGACAAAAAACUGACCCUGUCGGAGUUUAUCUCCUUGCCGAUGGGAACCGUGGAGAACCAGCAAGCCCAGGACGUUGACGAUGACUGGGUCAGGGAGAGAAAGAAGGAAUUCCAGGAGGUCAUUGAUGCCAACCAAGAUGGUAUUGUCACAAUGGAGGAGUUGGAGGAGUACAUGGACCCCAUGAAUGAGUAUAAUGCCCUCAACGAAGCCAAGCAGAUGAUUGCUGUGGCUGAUGAGAACCAGAACCACAAUUUGGAACUAGAGGAGAUACUAAAAUACAGUGAAUACUUCACGGGUAGCAAGCUAAUGGACUACGCCCGCAACGUGCACGAGGAGUUCUGACGGAGCCCUUCUGUGUUUGUCCUCCUUUUAAGUCCCUCAUCUGUCCAGCAGCUGGACGGAGCUCCACCCAGCCUGGCCUUCGCGGGGAGGCCCUACCAUUGCAAAGACGCCGCGGCUUGAGGUGUCACUCUACGCGUUCAGCCUGUCAGCUCUGUUGCUCCUUCAGGCUUGUCAAGGUUCAGUUUGAGACGUGUGUCCUAUUCGGUCUGCCUUCCCAUCUACCUCUGCAGUCAUCUUUCAUUGAAUUGCAUGUGCUGCUGUCCUUAUUUUUCAUGGAUUCCAUAUGUUGCACCACCAAAUUAAUUUCCCAUCAAGAGAUAUGUUUGCAUGUAUAUGUAUAUACAUGCCUAUGUAUUUCUCUGGAAAAAAAUAUAUAUGAGAAAUUGAGGAAUUUUCUUGAACCUGUUUGCUACAGUUGACGUUUUGUUGAAAGCACACAUAUUAUGUAUUUGGUUAAUUUAGUUUGGCAUAUGAUAUCCAUUCCCAUUUGAGAAUUUUUUUUCUAAUUGCAUGAGCUUAAACAAGUAUCCUAUUGGAGGACAUUGUAAAAGAACAGUCGACACGCAGACAUUAUAAAUUAGUCAUGAUUAGUUAACAAAAUGUUAAGUGACCCGAUUAAAUUUGAAAGUAUGUGAGGAUCUUUUUCUAAUCUCAGAAAUGCAAGACAUGGACUUAGGGAAAAUGAGGAACUGGUUUAGUGUGGGGAAGAUGAAGAACGACAGGAGUGAUCCUCUUUGCGUUGCAGUUUUGCAUUUACAGAACAAAACUGAGAUGCAUGUCUUGCAGAAUUGUCACAUUCCCUGUGCACAUCCAUGCCUUUAAGCCUGGCUAUAUGUGUCACACCAUCAGCUGCUAAGCAACCUUAGAAAUUUGUGACAGAAAAGGGGGGGGGCGUAAUUCGGAUUUAGUAACUGGCUCAGACGGAUAAGUUGUUACCCUUGACACAAUAUAGAUUCUACUAGAGUUUUAGACAAUUCUAAAACACUGCUUUUGGGAGUGUUCAUGGAUUUCAUUAUUCUACUGGGUGACGAUUGGGAUUUGGGCAUAUAACUGAACAGUACAGUGACAUACAGAUUGAAUUAAAUUAACUUCCUGUUCUCAUCAUUUUUUAACUCGCCAUACAAUAUGUAGAACUCUUAAAAAUGUCAGGCAUCCCAUCAAAAAGAGGAAUAUUGUUUGUCUCCGAUUUGUUAGUUUUCUGUGGUAAUUGGCCCUUGUCCAUUCAGGCUGUGUGUUUAUGAAAAAAUUUACUUAUUUAUUCUUCGUUAUAUAUAUCAUAGUCCCAGGGAACAAGCAGGAUGUCCUUUCUCUGAGCACAGCACAGGUCCAGGUGGCUGAUUGGAUUGUUAGUUAGGGAGGUGCCCAAGAUGUAAAUAAUUAAAGGGUAUUCUGCACAUUAUCAGAAAAGCUGCUCCAUGUCAUUGGUGUUUUUUGAAAAAUGCUAACUAUAUUAGCAGGUAGACAGCUUUCCAAGUUACCUUUCCAUACAAAUCAUACUGAAUCACCAUCCAAAAUUAAUAUGUGGUCAGUUGUCUGUGAAGUCACGUUUUUGUGUCCAUUCAAAAGGAGUUUUUUUUUGGAUAUCAUGACCCUUUUGACCACUUGAUCAAAAAAUAUAUUUCUCAAUUUCCUGCUCUGUAUAUUUUGGUUUCCUUAUGCUUUGGUGCUUAACUGCAUUGUAUUAAUGCCCUGGUUAGUAUUUUCUAGAAUUUAUGUAUAGUCUUUGGUUGCAUUCUUGCUGAAAUGACACUUAUCCUGUGGAAAUGUACUGAAUAAUUGGAACCAGCAUCUAAACUUAUUGCAAAUUUUGCGGCUGUUUAAUAGCUUGUCUGGUGAAUGUAAAGCUUCUCUAAAUUUCAUUGUAUUACAAAAUUUACAAGGAACAAUAAAUUUCUUACCAAUCUC